This is a messenger RNA of Fraxinus pennsylvanica, 564 nucleotides long. The record is from the annotation of a GenBank genome assembly. NCBI's taxonomy places the organism in Eukaryota, Viridiplantae, Streptophyta, Magnoliopsida, Lamiales, Oleaceae.
AUGAAGAACUUCAGCAUAGGAGCACUUCUCUUUGUACUACUCUUUCUUUCUACUCAUUAUUCGGAGGCUAGACUUCAAGCGUGCAAGCCAAGUGGCGACAUAAUUGGAAAAAAGCCUCCUCCUGGACAAUGUAACCAGGAAAAUGAUUCCGACUGCUGUAAACAGGGGAAGUCUUACCCCACCUACAAAUGUUCACCUCCGGUGUCAGGAAGCACUAAGGCAGUUCUUACCAUUAAUAGUUUUGAAAAGGGUGGAGAUGGAGGUGCGCCAUCAGAAUGUGACAACAAGUACCACUCUGAUAACACACCAGUUGUAGCUCUAUCAACUGGAUGGUAUAGUGGAGGGUCAAGGUGCCUUAACAAUAUCACAAUAAGUGCUAAUGGCCGAAGCGUAACUGCUAUGGUUGUUGAUGAAUGUGAUUCUACCAUGGGAUGUGAUGAUGACCAUGAUUAUCAACCUCCAUGUCCUAAUAACAUUGUUGAUGCCUCCAAGGCUGUCUGGAAAGCCUUGGGAGUGCCGGAAGAUAACUGGGGCGAGUUGGAUAUCACUUGGUCUGAUGCCUAA